AUGGCAGAUUAUCUCCAAUGCCUGGAAAUGCCAUCCCUCUCUGAUACCGCAUUCUCCAACUCCACUUGUGCUUCCGCGUGUCGGCCGGUAGGGGGCGCUGCCGACUGUGAAGUGCAGCGCGGACGCCAUCUUGAGGAGACCCCUGCCGCUGUGUGGAAGCCCCAUGGCCGGCUGAAGUCUCGCCUUUCGCGGCCUGCUCUCUCUGGAGGAGGAAGGGUGGUGACUGCACAACAUGCUUCACCGCUGAUCGCCACUGCUUACAGCCCCAGAGACAUGUCAUCCAACUGCACCAACGCUGCCGCAGCCGUCAGCGCCAGCAAAACCAAGACUAAAAAGAAGCAUUUUAUAGGACAGAAAGUCAAACUAUUCCGUGCAAGCGAGCCUAUUCUCAGCGUUUUAAUGUGGGGAGUCAACCAUACGAUCAACGAGUUAAGUAAUGUGCCUGUACCAGUAAUGUUGAUGCCAGACGACUUUAAAGCCUACAGUAAGAUCAAAGUGGACAACCACCUUUUUAACAAAGAAAAUCUUCCUAGUCGCUUUAAGUUCAAAGAAUACUGCCCCAUGGUCUUCAGAAACCUGAGGGAGCGCUUCAGCAUCGACGACCAGGACUACCAGAACUCUCUAACGAGGAGCGCACCCCUGAACAGCGACUCGCAGGGGCGCUUCGGCAACCGCUUCCUGUCCAGCUACGACCAUCGCUUUGUAAUCAAAACUGUGUCCAGCGAGGACAUCGCAGAGAUGCACAACAUCCUCAAGAAAUACCACCAGUUCAUCGUGGAGUGUCACGGAAACACGCUGCUGCCUCAGUUCUUGGGCAUGUACCGGCUCACCGUGGACGGAGUGGAGACUUACAUGGUCGUCACCAGGAAUGUAUUCAGCCAUCGCCUCAGCGUGCACCGCAAAUACGACCUGAAGGGAUCUACGGUCUCCAGGGAAGCCAGUGACAAGGAGAAGGUGCGUUUCUUUUGGUGUGUUGACAGCUGGUGGUAUGAGGUGACGAAAAUAAAUGCCCCCAGCUCAACCCUGUAA
This is a messenger RNA of Knipowitschia caucasica, 1029 nucleotides long. The record is from the annotation of a GenBank genome assembly. Lineage: Eukaryota; Metazoa; Chordata; Actinopteri; Gobiiformes; Gobiidae.